Messenger RNA from Stegodyphus dumicola, 488 nucleotides. RefSeq names its product RNA polymerase III subunit I (gene Polr3I). Gene Ontology annotation, molecular function: nucleotide binding. Lineage: Eukaryota; Metazoa; Arthropoda; Arachnida; Araneae; Eresidae. Gene Ontology annotation, biological process: transcription initiation at RNA polymerase III promoter. Gene Ontology annotation, cellular component: RNA polymerase III complex. The record is from RefSeq and is a predicted model, not a curated record.
UGUCAGAAGCAAGCUUGUGGUUUCUGGAGUGGAGACGACCUUUUGUGUGCUAGAAUUUGAUGAAAUGAAGAGUGCAAUGGAUGUCCAAUGAAAAUUUAAGAUGAAGCAUCAGAAAGCAGCAUCAACCAGAAAGACAGUCUACAACUGGCAUGGAAGAGGUGAAAAACUUCAAUUAUUAAACUUACGACCGUCAAGUCUGGUAGAAAUUCAACUUUUAAUUGAAGAAAGUGAAGAACGUUUUACGGAAGAUCAAAUGAAUGAAAUCUUGGCAGUUGUGACUGAAACAUUACCUCCUGCUCCAGACACUGAAAGCAAACCACCAUCAGAAGCUGAGUUUGAUGAAAAUUGCUGAUAAAUAAUGGAAUGUAAAUAAAAAAUGUGUGAUACAGUCAAAAGUCGUUAAUCCGGACAAGUCGGGACUUCGGCGAUUCCGGAUUACCGAUUUUUCCGGAUUAUAGAUCAUCAGUUUAAAUCUCGUAAGAUGGCAU